Messenger RNA from Salvia miltiorrhiza (redroot sage), 1552 nucleotides. RefSeq lists its product as uncharacterized. The record is from RefSeq and is a predicted model, not a curated record. Lineage: Eukaryota; Viridiplantae; Streptophyta; Magnoliopsida; Lamiales; Lamiaceae. The transcript has 3 exons. The coding region runs from base 168 to 1322 and encodes 384 amino acids.
CAAUUGUAGCCACGAAGUCAAAGCACAUGUACAUAAUUUAAUGUUCAUUCAUCCCCACCUACACUCCAAUUAAUAAAUGAGAUCAUGUGAGGAUAACUACAACAAAUCAUGAAUUCCUGAAAAUUGAAAAAAAACAACCAAUAAAAGCCCACAAAUCCCACACCAAAAUGGAUGGAGCAAAGAUGAAAAACAAUCUGUUUUUGAGUGAUGAGGACCAAAAUGGAAUGCCCAGAUCAUCAUCGGCAUUCUAUUGGUGGAAAGGGCUGGAAGAAUUCGACGAAAAUGGCAAUUUCAAGGUUGACAUCAAUUCAGACUUAACACCAAGAAUCAGAGUUCUUAGAGAGAUGGAGAGAUUGGCGUUCGUUUCUGUGGAAGGUUUCGAUGAUUUCAGACAUAAACUGUUGAGUUAUAGAGCUGGAGAUUUAUGGGUUCCUGUGGGUGGAAUCAACAAGGAAGAAAUGGAUAUUCCAGCUGUCAUCACGAUUCUCUUGACUGGCUUAACUGCCUCUGGCAAAAGCUCUCUCAUCAAUUUCAUGUAUAGUGUUCUUGGAAGAUCUGGCCUCAUUCCUUUUGCUCAAACCUCAGGUGAAUCAUCAAGCUACAAUACAACUAUGUUUCUUGAAGAGCACAAUGUUUUGAGAUCUGGUCGCAGUGGGUUGUGUGUGUACGACACGAGAGGUUUGGACCAAAAUAGGAUGGGGGAAGGAUUGGACGAGGUUUCGACGUGGAUGAGUGAGGGCGUUAGACAUAACCAGCCUUGUUACAGACUAGGAGACGAGCGGAGAGUUAUGGGAUCAACGCUGGUAAAUAGCUCAAGGUUCGCUAAGAGAAAAGUCAAUUGUGUGAUGGUUGUGGCUGAUUUAUUGCAAAUUCAUGAGGCCUUCAAAUCUGGCGAUUUCAAGUCAAUCGAGGCGUUGAGAUCCCUUUUUCAUUUGGAUUGCACCAAAAAUUUGAAUGAGAAUCCGAUGUUAAUUCUAACACAUGGCGACGCCCUAAGCCCGGGAGAUAGGAUCGAAGGGAGGCUCAAAAUAUGCGAAUAUUUAGGUAUACCGGAGACGAGUGGGGCCUAUGACGUGGCAUGCUUAACGGAGCAAGGGAUUUUUGUUCAAGACUUUGACUCUGUAACGGCCUUUGCAUUAAUGGAGGCUGUUUAUAGGGCUUUGCUGCAAUCAGACAGAUCUCAUUUACCUAACACCAACUUUAAGGAUUCGAUCAUCGUGUUUUGGUCGUGGCUGAUGAGCUGCAUUGCUACUUUCUUUGCAAUGCUUGCUCAUUUCUUCUCCAAGUUGGGACAUCACGACGGCAAACUUAAGAAGAUGUGAUCAUGUUAAUGUAUGUUUGAGCCGUGAUCGUCGUAUGUACUUCUUGUUUUAUGGUAAGAUCGAUGCAUGUUUUAAUGUGCUGAGAGUGAUUUCUCGAUUUGUGUAUAUGUAUAUAUAUACACAUUAUGAAGGUGAGUAUUUAUAUAUUUCCUAAUAAUGUGGCUUUUGGGAGUAUGGUGUAAUUUAAUUGAAAUAUGAAAUUAUAUUGAAAAAUAUAUUUGAAGCUGCAA